Messenger RNA from Portunus trituberculatus (swimming crab), 372 nucleotides. RefSeq lists its product as uncharacterized. The transcript has a single exon. The coding region runs from base 1 to 372 and encodes 123 amino acids. The record is from RefSeq and is a predicted model, not a curated record. Gene Ontology annotation, molecular function: protein dimerization activity. NCBI's taxonomy places the organism in Eukaryota, Metazoa, Arthropoda, Malacostraca, Decapoda, Portunidae.
AUGGAAACUGAGGAGUUGGAAAUGCAGUUAAUUGACUUUCAGGCCUCAUCAUUGUGGUCAGCUAAAUUUAAGGAUCUUCGAGAAAUAUUGGAAACUAGUACGAAUGAUCAUGCAGCCUCCAUAUUAAGUUCCUGGACAUCACUGCCUGAUAAACUCAAUUGCAUGAAGAAAGUAGCUUUUGCAUUGCUAUCAGCAUUUGGAUCUACAUAUCAGUGCGAGCAGAUAUUUUCACACAUGAAGCACAUCCUCAAUCCCCAUCGCAGCAACCUUACAACGGAUCAUUCUGAGGGUUGUGUAAAGCUCAAGGUGUCCAGAUAUUCACCUGAAAUUUCAACUUUGGCCAAAGGGAAGCAAGGGCAAGGAUCGCAUUAA